Rhincodon typus (whale shark) is the source of this 2920-nucleotide messenger RNA. RefSeq names its product cilia and flagella associated protein 206 (gene cfap206). Lineage: Eukaryota; Metazoa; Chordata; Chondrichthyes; Orectolobiformes; Rhincodontidae. The record is from RefSeq and is a predicted model, not a curated record. Gene Ontology annotation, cellular component: ciliary basal body; axoneme. Gene Ontology annotation, biological process: sperm axoneme assembly; regulation of cilium beat frequency; regulation of flagellated sperm motility. The coding region runs from base 112 to 1977 and encodes 621 amino acids. The transcript is spliced from 13 exons.
GGGAUCGUUACACGAAACAACAGGAGGAUGGAAACGGAGAGUAACAUCCACCCAGGAAAGGAUCAAGAGCUGGGAACUUUGUCAACUGAAUGUGACCGUUUGUAAAGCAGAAUGGCGUACACCCAGGCUGAAUGUGUGAUUAAGAAUAUCAUUCGGGAAAUAGCCCAGGAGUGCGCUGAUAGAGGACACUCCAUUUCUGAGACUCUUGUAGCGUUCAUGGUUAAAGCUGUUGUUCUGGAUCCAAGAUAUGAGUUCAAUGUCGAAAAAACCCUCACAAAGACUGAUGUUCGCAAGCUCAUCACGACUUGCGUGGACAGAUUGCUUGAAACACAACGGUCAUCUCUUGACACAAUCAAGAUGCAAGUUUAUUUCGAUAUGAAUUAUACAAGUAGAGCGGAAUUUCUGGCUGAGCAUCGCACUGUCUUGGAAUCUAGGUUGGCCCCAGUAUGCAGAGAAAUCACAGAUAGUCGCGCGAGGACACGGGAUGAAUUGGAAUGUCUUUACCGUAAAAUUGUAAGCUACAUGCUGCUUCAUUCAGGCCUUGGAUCUCCCACUGAAAUAGGUGUAGUGAGAGAGGCAACUGCUGCUCUGCAAAGUGUUUUUCCACAAGUGGAACUGGGUACCUUUCUUGCCCUCACAAAAAAGGACAAGGAGCGACAGUUGAAUGAACUAAGCAUGAUUGUCACUGGCAUUCGGCUGUUCAAUAAGAACUGUAAGAAGGGUGGUGAAGGCAUUGAUGACUUGCCCGCCAUUCUAAAUGAAGCUGUGCCAGCAACCAAACAAAAUGUUGAGUCUGAGCUACAAGCCACGCAGCAGCUUAUCUACCAUUAUACAGCUAUUAUCGAGAGGCUGGAGAAAAGCAGAGCACAAUGGUAUGAAGAAGAUGGGUUCCAUGAUAAACUGAAGGAAGCUUUAUACAACGUGAGGCAGCAUGAGGUCUUUCUACACAUUAUUGUGACUGAAAUCGUCACAUGCGCUAAACAGGUAGAACUGCUGGAGCAUCAAUUAGAGAGACAAAUGUUGGAGCUGAACGAUGUAGUCAAGUCAAAGGCAGCUGUACCCACCGCACAAGUCUAUCCUCAUUUUAUUGCUCUCUCCAAUCUGUGGACCGCUUUCCAGGAUGAGCUGGUGCUGCUCAGUGUUUUCAGCAACUUAGUAACCAACUUGGAUCCAUAUUUAGCAACUCACUCACAGCUGUUUCCAGAUGGGGUCAUUGGGCCCUUAUUGGAAGGAGUGGUUGUGAAAACGGAUGCGCAGAGGUUAAGUGAAGUUUCAGGGCAAAGAAUUAACCCAUCAGACUUCAAGAACCGAGAGUGGGUCUUUCCAGAAGACAGACUAGCAUACUGUCAGCCAACUUUACAGUAUCGAGGAUUCUGUGCCUAUACAUUUGGUGCAAGACAUGGUCUCCUUCUGAGAGGAAAUCCAAAUGUUGGAAUACUUAAAUAUCAAGAAAAGUACUACGCAUUCUCCUCGAAAGAAGCUGCAAGUGCUUUUGCUCAAAAGCCUGAUUGUUACAUUGCUAUGGCAGCAGAGGAAGCUAAGCACUCAGCAGAACUCAUUCAGUUGCUAGAGCUCCAUCAGCAGUUUUCCACAAUCACUCCCUACACACAGGCAGACAGAUGCUUAAAAUCCAUCGAAAAGUUUGACAGCUGCACACAAACUGAUACUCACAUCCUGGAACCAAAUAUUGUUAAAUCAUACGAAUGGAACGAGUGGGAGUUGAGAAGAAAAGCAAUUAAAUUGGCAAACCUGCGUCAGAAGGUAACACGCUAUAUCCAGACAAACCUCAGUCACAUGAGAAGAGACAACACUUCCCAAGUCUACCUGCCAAAAGACCAGUCAGUACAAACAAAACGAGAGAGUUCCAGCAAUGUGCCAAAACCACAGGUCUUCUAUGCUGGCUUGCGUGGAGGAAACAUUACUGAACCAACACAUGUGAUCAAGUACAAUUUGACAAGAGCAAUAGAUGAAACAUAAAACUGAACCUCCCUGGCAAAGAACUUAAUAAAUCAACCGUUCCAAUUUAUGUUGUCUUAAUGAUCAAAUUUAGCAUUAAACUACAAAGAAGUCCCUGAAAUGUAUUUUUUAAAUGCUGUAACUGAAGAUAAUGCUUCUAGCAGAUAUAAUUUGAUGUUAAUUCCUGUUAUAAUAUUGCAGAUAUUUUUGAAGCUUUGAAUAAAAUUGGUUGAACUAUUUGAUGCUGAAGAUACAAGCCACAACCUGGAUCCUAUUAAAUUCAAUGCAAACCCCCUUGAGGAGCUUUAGAAUUACAGGAGCCUAACAGACUUUUAUAAUGUAUGUUGAAAUGAUUGGAGUCAGAUACCUGAAGGAAAAAUUGGUCAAUUUAAAUUACUGGCCCCAUUGAAAUAAAAUCUAUGGGCAUUCCAAUAUAGUUUACCAGUCCUGAACACAGGAAACAUCAAGCAGGAGGGGUGUGAGUACGAUAUUAAUGUGGUAGGAAGAACAGUUGCUCCUUCUGGCUCCACUGUACAGUACAUUUGUUUUUUAAAGAACAUAUCUGCUAGUUUAUUUGGAGUUUAGCUAUCUCAUUAGACCAGCUGCUGAACCUAAAAUUCCAUGUUAAUCUUCUGCAGAAGCAACUCUUGCCUAGUUUAGAAUAAUGUAGAAGAUGAAUCCUGAAAAGGGCCUAGCUCUCUCUAGUAUAGGCAGAAAUGAAAACUGGUAAAGUUGAGUAAUGGGCGUCUCACUUGGGAUAAUCUGUUUUAUGCUGUUACUCAAAAUGUAUGAAAUACUUUUAACUAUGUAACUGUACCAUUGUUCCGUUUAUUUAAUGUGAAAGAAUGUGGACUGGUUUCUUAGGGUUCCUUUGUGCAGGGUUUAUCACAUGGUGGUCACAUGGAAUAUUGAGAAGUAUUGGUAUUAAUUUAAAUAAAGAUAUGCCACACUUAGUGGAAAAAUA